Messenger RNA from Vigna unguiculata (cowpea), 762 nucleotides. Its product is annotated as ubiquitin-ribosomal protein eL40 fusion protein-like. Gene Ontology annotation, cellular component: ribosome. Gene Ontology annotation, molecular function: structural constituent of ribosome; protein binding. Gene Ontology annotation, biological process: translation. Lineage: Eukaryota; Viridiplantae; Streptophyta; Magnoliopsida; Fabales; Fabaceae. The record is from RefSeq and is a predicted model, not a curated record.
GUUUUGGAAUAACAUAACCCCUAACCAAACACACCGUGGGUUCUGAAAACCCUACUACUCUUAACCCUUCCAUAUAAAUAUUACGUAAAACCACGCGAGAAACCCUAAUAGCAGUUUGGGAAAAAAAAGGGAAAGAUGCAGAUCUUCGUGAAAACCCUAACGGGGAAGACCAUCACCCUUGAGGUGGAGUCAAGUGACACCAUUGAUAAUGUCAAAACAAAGAUUCAGGACAAAGAAGGGAUCCCCCCGGACCAGCAGAGGUUGAUCUUCGCCGGGAAACAGUUGGAGGAUGGCCGUACCCUCGCAGAUUACAACAUCCAAAAAGAGUCAACAUUGCAUCUUGUUUUAAGGCUUCGUGGUGGUAUUAUUGAGCCAUCUUUGAUGGCAUUGGCCAGGAAGUAUAACCAGGAUAAGAUGAUUUGCCGCAAGUGCUACGCACGUUUACACCCUCGUGCUGUGAACUGCAGGAAGAAGAAGUGUGGACACAGCAACCAGUUGAGGCCAAAGAAGAAGAUCAAGUAAACUGUUCUGACUGCAAGAUGCAAACAUAUGUUGUUAUGGAUUACUGGAUAUCUUGUAAACCUGACAACUCCAUUAGCUUUUUAGUAUCGUAGGAAAUCUUUUGGAAAUUUGACAGUUUCUCAUGAUUUUUGUUUUCAAUGAGACUCGUUUGAAUUAUUCUACCGUUCCUCUUGAUGGUGAUACAAUUUUGUUUGACAAUAAUGCUUUUCAAGUCAUUGUUUCCCCGACUAUUUUUUAUUA